AUGCUACCGCGAUUAUCGUAUUUAUCCGUCCGUCGCGUCAGUGCUGCGGCAUCCAGCAUUCUGAAAGAUGUCGCUCCAAGCGUCUCCCUCUUCGACUUGCCAGAAGAGACUAAAUCCUACCAGGAUUUGGCGCUGAAGUUCGCCCAAGAAGAGAUCAUACCAAAAGCAGCGUAUCAUGACAGAACCGGCGAGUUUCCGUGGGAUCUAAUUAAGAAGGCAUGGAAGCUUGGCUUGAUAAACACGGCAAUCCCUCAGAAAUAUGGUGGCGUAGAAUUGGACAUCCUGUCAACAGCUGUUGUUGGCGAAGCGAUGAGCUAUGGCUGCACGGGGAUCAGCACGGCCAUUAUGGCCAGCGGCUUGGCGGCAGCGCCAGUGAUCAUUAGCGGAACUGAGGCACAAAAGAAAAAAUUUCUCGGAAGGCUGACGAGUGAGCCCACUGUCGCUGCUUACUGUACCACUGAACCGGGUGCAGGUUCGGACGUCGCGGGCAUCAAAACGAAACUAACGAAGAAAGGCGACUCGUACGUCCUGAAUGGACAGAAGAUGUGGAUUACGAACGGAGGUCACGCAAACUGGUUUUUUGUUCUCGCGCGUUCUGAUCCAGACCCAAAAGUGCCCACUGGUAAGGCAUUUACUGCCGUGAUAGUCGACGGCGAUCAAAAAGGGAUCGUGCGAGGAAAGAAGGAACUGAACAUGGGACAGCGAUGCAGCGACACUCGUGCGAUUUUCUUCGAAGAUGUCGAAGUGCCAAAAGAGAAUGUUCUUGGCGAAGAAGGAAAGGGUUUCAAGAUAGCGAUGCAGGCGUUUGACACAACUCGACCGAUGGUUGCUGCAGGAGCACUUGGCUUAUCAUGGAGAUGCUUGGCCGAGGCGACAAAAUACGCGCUGGAGCGGAAAGCUUUCGGAGUUCCAAUUGUUCAGCACGAGGCGGUCGCUUUCAUGCUUGCCGAGAUGGCCAUAGGCAUCGAAACAGGACGACUGAUGGUUUACAAAGCAGCAUCAGAAAUCAUGCAAGGUCGUCUGUCUAGCUACUACUCCUCAAUAGCAAAAGCCUAUACCGCCGACAUCGCCAACAAAUGUGCUACGGAUGCAGUUCAGAUUUUCGGAGGCAACGGAUUCAACUCAGAAUAUCCUGUGGAGAAACUUAUGCGGGAUGCUAAGAUAUACCAGAUUUACGAGGGCACGUCGCAGAUACAGCGCAUAGUGAUUGCGCGUCACAUAGUGAAAACGAUGCUUGGAACUGGAGGAGUAAUUCAGUGA
Messenger RNA from Soboliphyme baturini, 1260 nucleotides. The record is from the annotation of a GenBank genome assembly. NCBI's taxonomy places the organism in Eukaryota, Metazoa, Nematoda, Enoplea, Dioctophymatida, Soboliphymatidae.